This is a messenger RNA of Acanthoscelides obtectus, 1239 nucleotides long. Lineage: Eukaryota; Metazoa; Arthropoda; Insecta; Coleoptera; Chrysomelidae. The record is from the annotation of a GenBank genome assembly.
AUGGUAGAGUCGUAUAUUGUAAAGAAAAACACAAAAUGGAGAAAAGCCAUUCCAGCGAAUGAACGUCUGGCCAUAACAUUGCGAUUUCUAGCCACCGGUGACAGCUUUAAGAGCCUUUGCUAUCUUGUCAAAGUUUCAUCCCAGUUGAUAUCAAGCAUUGUUCCUGAAGUUUGCAAGGCAAUAAUAAAAGUUUUUUUGAGAUACAAUAAAGAUGAUUCACAAAAAUCUGUCAAGCCAUUUGAAGAUCAUCAUCGCUUUUUCAGGUGCUGCACAGAUGUGAGUAACUUCCAGAUCAUCGCUUCCAAAUUUGGUAUCCUCUUACUUCAAUGUCUUAUGCAGCAGAGAUCUGUUAACCCUCAGCGGUCAGCGACUAAUCACUGCCCAACUACUAUAACAUCGCAGCAAGUUUCACGACCAGUGUAUGAAGCCCAGUCUCAAAGAGUAUUAAGCAGUCCAAUGUUUGCUAGUCAACCAAUCCAGAACGGUGAUAGCGACAGCUGCUGGAAGAGUGUGACACAUAAAAGAAAAAGACCAGGUAUUGGUCAGGAACUUAGUGUUAGUCAAGCAACGGUGUCUCGGACUGUGGAUAGAGUUGUGUACAGCAUAGUUGCACAGUCGAACGAGUGGAUCAAGUUUCCAACUACCAACCAUAACCUGAUGGAGGCCAAACGGAUAUUGCAAAGCAUGUAUAAAUUUCCGACAGCAAUUGGUGUAAUUGAUUGUACACAUAUAGGAAUCCUGAAACCAAAUCUCCAUGGAGAUGAGUAUGUCAACCGAAAAGGGAAACCUACUUUAAAUGUGCAAGCCACUUGUGAUGCCAGAGAGAUGUUCACAAGUGUUGAUGUCAAUUGUCCUGGAUCAGUGCAUUAUUCCAGAAUAUGGAGAAAUUCACAGACUAGAUCACAACUAAUAAAUAAAGCAAAUGUUGUACUACUUGGCGAUGACGGUUAUGGUAUUGAGCCAUGCCUUAUGACUCUCUUCAGAAAUCCUACUCCAGGUGAAGAAAUAAAUUAUAAUAAGUUUUUAAAACAAGGAAGAGUUAUAAUUGAACGCUGUUUCGGCCAACUGAAACGCCGGUUUCCUAUCCUACAGUAUGUGUGCCGAAAACAAUUAUUGCUUGUAUUGUACUUCAUAAUGUUGCGAAGAGCAUGGGCGAUCCUGACUUUGAGUUUGUUGAUCAAGACCCAGAUGAAGAUGAAGGAAAUCAUUAGAAUGACGAACUUCCUCUCCGCCACCUAG